Scatophagus argus is the source of this 2747-nucleotide messenger RNA. It is a transcript of the gene dnajc25, whose product is annotated as DnaJ (Hsp40) homolog, subfamily C, member 25. The coding region runs from base 67 to 1161 and encodes 364 amino acids. The record is from RefSeq and is a predicted model, not a curated record. NCBI's taxonomy places the organism in Eukaryota, Metazoa, Chordata, Actinopteri, Scatophagidae. Gene Ontology annotation, biological process: protein folding. Gene Ontology annotation, cellular component: endoplasmic reticulum membrane. The transcript is spliced from 5 exons.
GGGUAAUUCAGUCGCCAUCCUAGGACAAGAAAAUUUGCGCUCCGGAGUUGGCAGCUGUAGAUAGACAUGGCUGCGCUCUCGGAGCGGUGCUGCAGCGGCGGCGGAGGGUUUGCUGUGUGUCCGCGGACGAUGAAGCCUUGGUGGCAGCUCGCGGUGCUCCUGUUUUCCGUGUCCUCCCUGCCGACUGUCAGAGCGUUGGUGGAGGGCCUGUAUUGCGGCACUGAGGUCUGCUACGAUGUGCUUGGCGUUACCCGGGAGGCCACCAAGGCGGAGAUCGCCCGGGCUUACCGGCAGCUGGCACGCCGGUACCACCCGGACAGGUUUAGGCCGGGAGAGCCCGGCUUAGAGGGAGAGACCCACGAUUCUGCCCAGAAGAAGUUCCUGCUCAUUGCGACCGCGUAUGAGACGUUAAAGGAUGAGGACAGUCGGCGGGACUACGACUACAUGCUGGACCAUCCUGAAGAGUACUAUCAGCACUAUUAUGCAUACUACCGCAGACAGCUCACUCCUAAAGUGGACGUCAGGAUUGUCAUUCUGGUCACCAUCUGUGCAAUAUCCAUCUUCCAGUACUACAGUUGGCACAGCAGCUACAAUGAGGCUAUUAACUACCUGGUGACAGUCCCCAAGUACCGAAUCCAAGCCACGGAAAUCGCCAAGCAGCAGGGCCUCCUUAACCGCACCAAGGAGAAGGGCAAGAACCGCCGCUCCAAAGAGGAGAUCCGGGAGCAGGAGGAGGAGGUGAUCCGCGACAUUAUCAAAAAUAAGAUCGACAUCAAAGGAGGCUACCAGAAGCCCAACCUGUCUGACAUCCUGCUGUGUCAGAUUGUGCUCUUCCCCUACUAUCUGACCAACUAUGUGACCUGGUAUGUCUCCUGGGUUUACCGUUUCACCAUCUGCAGGGAGGAGUAUGGAGAGGAGGAGAAGCUCUACAUGAUCAGGAGGUACAUGAAGAUGUCUCAGUCCCAGUUUGACAGUCUGGAUGAAAACACCAGACAGACCUUCUUGGAGAAACAACUCUGGAUCAAAGAAAAUUAUGAGUUGUACAGAAAGGAGCAAGAGGAGGAGAUGAAGGUAAAGAUGGCGACCGACCCGAGGAUGAAGAGGUACCGCCGCUGGAUGAGGAAUGAGGGACCUGGCCGGCUGACAUUCAUUGAUGACUGACAGCCCCAAGCUCACAUACCUGCUACAUACCUGCCUCAGUGCCAACAUACACGGACAACACACGCCAUGCUGUGUGGAGAAGUACCUGAACAGAAAGAUCAACUAUGCCUGUUUAUAGUUUGAGAGAUAUUUUCAUAGGGAUAAGGCCUCAGGAAGUGGCUGACAAAGUGGAAUAAACUGUGAGCUUCAGAUUUUUGGGUAAUUUUUUACUUUUUUUUUUUUUCAACCACAAUCAUUUCAUUUUAAAGAAGAUUAAUGGAAAAUCUCUGUUGGUUAACCGACAUCCAAGUGCAAGGUGAUUGACAUGUCACUUAGUAACCCCUGACUUCUGCAACAGCCAACAGUACUAUCUAAGUGUCCUUGGGCAAGGCAUCAGACCGCCACAUGCUCUCUCUGUAUGCUGCUUCAGAGCAUCAGCUUAAAAUGUAUUAGCAUUUAUUGCUUUUAUGAUGAAUAAACUAGAGCCAGAGAGUAUUUUGAAGAGCAGCAAUAUUUUGUUAAAUCCUCAGUUUUUCCCCCCAGGGUCAGAUGAAAGACUGAAAACAGAGGGAUCUGGUAGCCUGGAGCAGUUACAUGUUAAAAGAUAAAUUCUAUAUCUGUGCACCAGUUAAGUUUCAGUUUACAUCCAUGUCUGUCCAGAAAUAUUUUUAAUGAGUGACGGAGAGUUUCAUCACAUGGUGCAACAACUAUCAGCCGAAGUUCAUUAUCAUCAAAACCAAUGAGCUUGUGUAUGUCGGCUAUAGUGCUUCAGAUAUGGAUGCUGAUGCAAAGAAACUAUAGAUUCUACAUUUCAAGUUUCUAGAUUCUGAGGUCACAGUGACCAGUGGCCACCAAAACCUAAUCGGUUCCACUUUUUGUGCCAAAUUUGAAGAAAUUUUCUCAAUACUUCCUGAGAUACCAACUUCACAAGAACAGGACAAGCAGACAACCUAAAAAUAUAUUGCCUCUGGCACAAUGGCAUAAAAAAUGGUAUCAUCUUGUUUUGUGUAGAAAUGUAAAAAAGGAGAAAUUUGGUUAUGAUGACAUUUGCUUGACAUGCUUUCUAUCUAAAAAGAUAAUACAAGGGAAGUGGUGAAAGGAUGAAACUGAUAUCAUCUGAUCUGACUCGAAGGAAAACAGCAAACAGUGGGUUAAGUUGUUCAGACAUGAAGAUUACAAUGUGAAUUUCCCCUGUGCGGGACUAAUAAAGGCCUAUCUUAUAAAAUGGUUGGACAUGGGUUGGUUCAGACUGAUGAUUUCCUCCAGGGAUUUCCAGUCUUCUGAUCUGUGUUGUUGAAGCUUUUCUAUCAAAAAAAAAAAGCAGAAGCAACAAGAGAUGAAGACAUUUCAAAUGGUUGUGUAAAUGAGUCUUAUUGUGUAAAUGGAAGCCAAAGCUGUAUGUAUCUGAAAAUUGUGCAACGGCAGAUGUUCCUCACACAGGGAGUUUGUUAUUGGGGUGUCCAUUCUGUCUCUUAAGAAGUUCAGGUGGCUGCUUACUCUUUCCUGCAACUUGGUUUUACUUAAUAUUAUUUAUUGUUUCACAUUUCACUGGUCUGUUUGUUGUCAUUUUGGUCUUGAGGCAUCAUUAAAUGAAUAUUGUAACUACA